Molecule: messenger RNA, 1050 nt
Organism: Glarea lozoyensis ATCC 20868
Lineage: Eukaryota; Fungi; Ascomycota; Leotiomycetes; Helotiales; Helotiaceae
Product: RmlC-like cupin
Exons: 2
Coding region: 1-1050 (349 amino acids)
Cellular component (GO): cell wall
Source: RefSeq, a predicted model, not a curated record
AUGGGUAAAUCACCUCACGUUGCAUUUCUCAUUUCCGCCGAACCGUUUUACAACACUAAAUUGGGCUCCUUGCAACGGAUAUCCUCAGACGAACUGCCAAUUCUCAAGAACCUCUCUAUAAAACGUCUCAUUCUGGAACCCGGAUCGAUUCGUGAGCCUCAUUGGCAUGCUAACUGCAAUGAGCUCACCUACUGUCUCAGCGGUAAAGUUCUGGUUACUCAAUUGGACGUUGGAAAUGAGUUUAUGAACUUUACGAUUACUGCUGGUCAGAUGUUUUUUGUUAAGACUGGAGCGCUGCAUCAUAUUGAGAAUAUUGGGGAGGAGACUGCGGAGCUUAUUGUCGCGUUUAGACAUGAGGCGCCGAAGGACUUCUCUCUCUCGGCGAGUUUUGGCGCUAUGAGUGAUGCUGUCCUUGGGAACACAUACGAUGCACCUAGCUCCGCCUUCAGAGGGAUAACCCGGAACACUUCACCAAAAUACAUAGUACAACGCAAAGGUAACCCUACUGUGCCUGAUACCGCUGAACUCCCCAAUCCCCACAAAUUCGAUGUUGAAAAUGCUCCUAAUGGUCCACAAGUUGAAAUCGGCUCAGCGAACAUGGCCCGAAAAGACUUCUGGCCAAUUCUGGAUAACAUGUCAAUGUAUUCCCUACGCAUCGAAGAAGACGGAAUGCGAGAACCUCACUGGCACCCCUUUACAGCAGAGAUGGGCUAUGUCCACAAAGGGAACGCCAGGAUGUCCGUCAUGGAUCCCGAUGGAUCCGUAGACACAUAUACUUUGAAGCCUGGAGAUGUCUACUUUAUUCCUCAUGCUUAUCCGCAUCAGAUCGAGGUCAUUGGGGAUGAAGAGAUUCACUUUUUGAUCUUUUUUGAUGCACCUAUUCCGGGAGAUGUUGGAUAUAGAACUUCGGCAACGGCGCUUUCGAGAGAGGUUUUGGCGGCUACUUUUGGGGUUGAUGAGGAUCAGUUACCGGAGUUUCCGUUUACUGUUAAGGAUCCUUUGCUGGUAGGGAGGAAGAAUCCGGUUGAUCCUGUUAAAUCCAAGAUUUAG